UGUGUGGGUGUCGGAGCGGUCCAGUAGUGUGGCGCGUCAGUGUUGUGUCUAGGGAGGUGAGGACUGCUCGUACUACAAGGGUCUCCGUCGUUUUGCUCCCUCGAAAAGUUUUCUUACACACAAACGCGCGCGCGUGCUCGAUCACACAUAUACACACCUGCGUAAUUAGUGCCUCAGCCGUGUUCUAAAUGGCACCUUUAUGAGUGGACAGUAGACUGGUUGUCCUUAGCACAAAUGGAUAACACAGAGUGCGAUAGUGAAAGUGAAGUGAACUUCGUCAGGUAUUUGUUGGCCGUUCAACAAGGCAGUAGGCGAUGUCUUGAAGACAUUUUCCGGUUGCUGUAUCGGGCCUGGAGUCACGGGAAGACCUAUGACACACUGCAAGAGUUCUGCGUUGACGCUCUGGGCUGGGAGAGAGAGGACCUGGCCAACUUAUUCAUCUUGGCUGAGAAUGAUCUCGGUAGCACUCUGGGUGGAAGAAACUUUCCUAACAAGUCUCAGAGAGUGCACGGUGUCCAGCAGCCUUUGAGGUCCCCGUCAGAGAACGUCAAGCCGCAAGUGCUUUGUGACACCCAGCACACGAUCCGGCCCAGCAGGAGUAUUGUCCGAAAGAAGAGGUCAUCUUGGAAGAUAAUCACUCGAUCAGACACCUCCGUGAUCCUAGGGCCCGGCUUACAAGGUCUCCACGACGUGAAGCAGGCACCUCAGGAGUCCGGGGAUUCCACAGAAGAGGUUUCCUGUGAAACAUGUCGACCAAACACUGGUGUUGGCAGUCACUUGCCUCGGCACUCCCACUCGGUUAUACCAGUAAGUGUCGACCGUAUUACACCGUCAAGGCAAGAGGCUGGCAGUAUUGUACCACCAAAGCAAGAGGCUGGCAACAUUGUUCCAUUAAAACAAAAGGCUAAUUACGUUGUACCAUCAAAACAAGACCUUCGUACUGUUGUACCAUCAAAACAAGACCUUGGCACUGUUGUACUAUCAAAACAAGACAUUGGCACCGUUGUACUAUUAAAACAAGACCUUGACACCGUUGUACCAUCAAAACAAGACCCUGACACCGUUGUACCAUCAAAACAAGACCGUGGUACCGUUGUACUAUUAAAACAAGACCUUGACACCGUUGUACCAUCAAAACAAGACCUCGACACCGUUUUAUUAUCAAAACAAGACCUUGACACCGUUGUACCAUCAAAACAAGUCCUUGACACCGUUGUAUUAUCAAAACAAGACCUUGACACCGUUGUACCAUCAAAACAAGACCUUGACACCGUUGUACCAUCAAAACAAGUCCUUGACACCGUUGUAUUAUCAAAACAAGACCUUGACACCGUUGUACCAUCAAAACAAGACCUUGACACCGUUGUACCAUCAAAACAAGUCCUUGACACCGUUGUAUUAUCAAAACAAGACCUUGACUCUGUUGUACCAUCAAAACAAGACCUUGACACCGUUGUAAGAUCAAAACAAGACUUUGACACCGUUGUACCAUCACAAGAGGCUAGUCACGUUGUACUAUCAAAACAAGAAGCUGACAACGUUGUACUAAAAACACAAGACCUUGGCACCGUUGUACCAUCAAAACACAAGGCUGGCAUCGUUGUAACAUCAAAACAAGACCCUGGCAACGUUGUACCAUCAAAACAAAAGGUUGGCAACGUUGUACCAUCAAAACAAAAGGCUGGCAGUGUUGUACCAUCUAAACAAAAGGUUGGCAACGUUGUUUCAUCAAAACAAAAGGUUGUCAACGUUGUACCAUUAAAACAAAAGCCUGGCAACGUUGUACCAUCAAAACAAAAGGUUGACAACGUUGUACCAUCAAAACAAAAGGUUGGCAACGUUGUACCAUCAAAAAAGGCUGGCAACGUUGUACCAUCAAAACAGAAGGUUGGCAACGUUGUACCAUCAAAAAAGGUUGGCAACAUUGUACCAUCAAAACAAAAGUUUGGAAUCGUUGUACCAUCAAAAAAGGCUGGCAAGGUUGUACCAUUAAAACAAAAGGCGAGUCACAUUGUACCAUCAAAAGACCCUGGCAACAUUGUACCAUCAAAACAAGAUCCUGGCAACGUUCUACCAUCAAAACAAGAGGUUGUUAACAUUGUACCAUCAAGACAAGAGGCUGGCAACGUUGUACCAUCAAAACAAGAGGUUGGUAACAUUGUACCAUCAAGACAAGAGGCUGGCAACGUUGUACCAUCAAAACAAGAGGUUGGUAACAUUGUACCAUCAAGACAAGAGGCUGGCAACGUUGUACCUUCAAAACAAGAGGCUGGCAACGUUGUACCUUCAAAACAAGAGGCUGACGUCAUUGUACCAUCAAAACAAGAGGUUGACAUCAUUGUACCAUCAAAACAAGAGGCUGACAUCAUUGUACCAUCAAAACAAGAGGCUGACAACGUUGUACCUUCAAAACAAGAGGCUGGCAACGUUGUACCUUCCAAACAAGAGGCUGGCAACGUUGUACCUUCCAAACAAGAGGCUGGCAACGUUGUACCUUCAAAACAAGAGGCUGGCAACGUUGUACCUUCCAAACAAGAGGCUGGCAACGUUGUACCUUCAAAACAAGAGGCUGACAACGUUGUACCUUCCAAACAAGAGGCUGACAACGUUGUACCUUCAAAACAAGAGGCUGACAACGUUGUACCUUCCAAACAAGAAGCUGACAACGUUGUACCUUCCAAACAAGAGGCUGGCAACGUUGUACCUUCCAAACAAGAGGCUGGCAACGUUGUACCUUCCAAACAAGAGGCUGACAACGUUGUACCUUCCAAACAAGAGGCUGGCAACGUUGUACCUUCCAAACAAGAGGCUGGCAACGUUGUACCUUCAAAACAAGAGGUUACCAAGGUUGUACUAUCAAAACAAGAGGCUGGCAACGUUGUACCUUCCAAACAAGAGACUGACAACGUUGUACCUUCCAAACAAGAGGCUGACAACGUUGUACCUUCCAAACAAGAGGUUGCCAAGGUUGUACUAUCAAAACAAGAGGCUGGCAACGUUGUACUUUCCAAACAAGAGGCUGGCAACGUUGUACCUUCCAAACAAGAGGCUGGCAACGUUGUACUUUCAAAACAAGAGGCUGGCAACGUUGUACCUUCAGAACAAGAGGCUGGUAAAGUUGUACCUUCCAAACAAGAGGCUGGCAACGUUGUACCUUCAAAACAAGAGGCUGGUAACGUUGUACCAUCAAAAGAUAAGACCAGCGUUAUUGUAAAUCAGGAACCUAAAUUUGUUGAAUCACUAAAGGAAGUCAAUCUUACUUGCUCACCUAAUAUGGUCGCCAGUGUUGCAUCACCAGAACAAGAAGCCAACAGUAUUACUAAACCAAAAAAAAAGAACACUCUUAUUGUACUAACUAGACGAGAAGACAGUCGUAUUUCACCAGCUAAACUACAAGACAGUUGUAUUGUACCAUCUAAACAGGAAGAUAGUCGUAAUGUACCAGCUAAACAGGAAGACACUUGUAUUGUACCAACUAAACAGGAAGACACUUGUAUUGUACCAACUAAACAGGAAGACACUUGUAUUGUACCAACUAAACAACAAGACAGUCGUAUUGUACCAAAUAUAGAAGAGGCAGACAGUGUUGGACAAUCAACACAGGUGACUGUUGACAGUGUUGCACAGUCAACACAGGUAUCUAAUGACAGUGUUGUGAUAUCUACAGAAGAGCUCUCGAGAAUCAUUCAUGAGGCCAGCCACACACUGCGGCUUUCCCAAGGGCACCAGAUCAGUAAUCUUAACACUCUUAAUACUAACCAAACAAACUUAUUGGAUCUUCAACCAGACCCUAGCCAACUACCGCAGAAGGUGCUGGUUCUCCUCCUGACGGUGGGCUUCCCGCAGCUCCCUGCCAGGGCCAAGUAUAUGUUACAGCGGCUUCAACAUCUUGUUUAUGUGGUGUGUUAUCAGGACAUAGAGUUUGACGAUCAUCAUCUUGCAAUGAGACUUCGAGGUCUCAGUAACGUGAUCAGUGAAUUGUUAUCUAUCGUUGUUCACUAUUGCAAACAAGUGAUAGAAAGAGAUAUCAAGGAGGUUGCAGAUAAACUGCGUAUAGCAAAACAGAGAUUUAGAAAGGCUAAGAAAGUGUUUGAGGAACAUGUGAAUUUAGUCAUGAAAACACGGGAAGACCUGAAGUCUGCUGAAAGGGACCUUCAAGAAGCUAAGAUAAAAAAUUCUAAACUUUUCAAAGUUUAUUCAAGGUCACAAAGUCAGGAGCCAGAGGAAACGACCCGAGUUGCCAACGCUGACAUUUGUGGCAGAGCGAGACGGCUGCAUUCUGUAGGAGCCAUAAGCAACUAUACUUAUACUGACGCCAGUGGUCAGAGGGAUUCUGGGAACGUUUCAUUGGCUGAUGAAUUAGAUGGGCGUGGUUUAGAGACAAGGCGCCAGGAUGGUGCUCGAGAUGUCGGUGAUAGUCUGUUUGUGAGCGUCAUGAAAGAAGUGGUUGCCAUCGAAAAGAAACACGGUAGUUUCAGAGAAGUAGACAGAAAGCUCAAGAAGAUGCUAAGGAAUUCCCAAGAGUCCGUCAUCAUGACAAAGAAAAAAGUGAGCGAUAGAUUAAAUUCCAAUGUUUCUGCUGAGCAAGACGCGAUUGCAAAAGAGGACAUCGUUAAUGAGAGGUUUGCCGUGACAAACAAACUCGCCAAGGAAAUAAGGAAAUUUCGCCAAGAUUAUAAAGCUCUGCAAGAAGAAGAAAGUGUAAUGAUAUCAGAUAUAACUGAUGACGUAGAGACCAAGAGGAUGAUGGAGCUAAGCGAAGAGGCUCUAUUUGAGGGCCGACGUGGUGUACAGACUCUGAGACGCGACGAACGUGGAAAACUAGUGACGACGACCAGGCAACACACGGCAGCGUCUUCCUCUAGUGCCGGGGUCUUUGACGUAGGGGAAUGGCUUAUGAGAAAGCGAUUUGUUGCAACGGAAGUGAAGAAGGUUUACUCGAACCUGAAAGUAAACGAUACAGAGGACAUUGUGGAUGUCCUGGAGAUUCUUGGAACGAGUAUUGAGAACCCAUCAGUCGUCAUUCUCUCUGGUCCUAAAGGCAGCGGGAAGUCUAGUAUUUGCCACUAUCUGCUGCACCAGUGGAGAUUUGACAAAUUUAAAAAAAACUCGAGGCUUCAUGAGUUUGACUUAGUUGUGUACUGUAAACUAAGUGAUAUGCUCCCCUCAAUGUCCUGGAACCAAUACCUGAGGGAUCACAUUUUUUGCCUUACCCUCAAAGAUUUCCCUGACACUGAUAUUUAUGAGGCCCUCGGGACCAUUACGGCACUUUUUCUGUUAGAUCUUGGCACUCUUACAUCUUCAUAUAGCGAGGUGUUAAAAGAUGUCUUCAGUAAUCUGGGGAAAAAUCAAGCAGUUGUUACUGUCCGUCCGGGAAGCGAAAAUGGUGUUGCGGAAAUUGCUAAAGGUUUGAAGCUCGAAUUUCUUAGAGCAAGUCUUUGCCCUAUGACCCCUGAAGCCAUUAAAUAUUAUUCUUCAGUGCUCUUGUCCAUGGUUGAAAAAAGCUCCUCUGUUGUAGCUAAAGUAAAUCAGUUCACAAAAUUACUUCAGACUAUGAACGUAACAGAAACUCUACUGUACCCUCUGCCUGUGGCUUACCUGUUGCACGUGUGGCGCUUGGAUCCUUGUUUUGCUCUCCGAUCAACCUCAGUGUCUCACCUCUUUAGCCAGGUCAUCAUAUUGUGUCAACAGACCUUGAUGGAAGCUUUAAAUGUGGAAUUAAGAGGUGACAGGGUGUCCACAAGGGUGAGGGUGGAGCAGCUUACUCACCACCUGUAUGAAGCUGCUUGGACACUUCUGACUCGUCAGAGUUGGGCCCAACACGACCACACGUUGCUCGAGCCCCAGCACAAGCUGAUGGAAAAUCCUCUCUUUCUCAAUAGUUUUAGUCCUCUUCUUGUGGUGAGGGAGGAAACUGACAGAACACAGCGUGGAGUUCUUCCUCAUGCUUCACUUGCUGAAAUCCUUUGCGGGUUUUUCCUUACCAACCAAAGAUUGCGACGUUCUAAAGGUUCGCCUUUGCUUCGUCGCCGCGAGAAAUUGGAAAAAUACUGUGUUCCUGAAAUAAAAAGAUUCAGAUACGUACUGCCGCAUGCAGCUGGAGCUCUUGUCUAUAAUAAACACAGUUUGAAUGAUGCCAAAGAAAUAGCGUCUUUAUACCUAAGAUCAUUGUCAGAAGAUCGAGACAUGAUAUCAUGGCUGGUGCUGCUCAGGGAGUGUGACUUCAUAACACACAUGUGUACAGCAGCGUCGGGAGUGUUGUCCAUUUACAACACAUGGACAGUUGCCCAUCACGACCAGCAAACCAACUGUGCUGUGUCCGAUUUACUUAGAAAGGGAGCUUAUCAGCCUCAGCUGAUAAUUAUAUCACAGACAUUUCAAGGAGGAAAAUGUAGGUGUGGGGGAUCCUGUAUUAUCCGUGCCCUGUCCACCUGCUCUUCGACGCUGGUUCACCUUCGCCAGGAGUCUCAGUUCUACGCCUGGGGGGAAGAAGAAACCUGUGACUCUCUGGUGGUUCCCCUGCAGCCGCCGGGCACCUUGCAGGAGUGUUGGGGUCACCUCGGUGUGGAGGGAGCCAUGGCUCUACGCCAUAGCCAUCACUUAGAGGAACUUAAUGUCAGGAUCUCCUCAUGCGAGGCCUUAGCGGCCCUCGUACACAGCUUGGUGCACCUCCAACGCCGUCUCCGCUUCCUUUACAUCCGUCUAGAUAUUUCUCCCUCAACGCCAGCCUCCAGCCUUCAACCACUCAAUUUCACUGGCAGGCGGCUAUGGUUGAGAAUGAGGGGCAUUAGUGACUCAUCAGUGGACUGGAUAAAGGAUGUGACAAGCAGACUGAAUAACUGGUAUACGGAGGUAUUAUUGGAGGAAAGCCGUGUGUCCCCGUCUUUGCUGCAAGAUCUCAAGGAAAGCCUACCUCACACUGACGUUCAUAUUUCCAGUUAACCUUGCUGCAGUUUUUCUCUGUAUUUUGACAGCUAUCGAAUUAUUUCGUUUAGUGUAAUAUAUGUUUAUCACGUCAACAUAGACCACGAGUCAGUGUGAUAACUAUAACAAUACUAGGCGAUUUGUUUCUCUUAUGUAUACACAUGCAAUAAGAUCACAGUAAACAGGUGAUUUCAUAAUAUGCAAAACAACCACUGUGAAAGAAUAAUGAAAUUCUAAGCGCUUUCGUGACUACUCACAAUAUCAAGGAACAAUAAAUUUUUUCCUUGAUGCUUCCUGCCGCCUCGGAAAUGAAAAAAAAAAUAUUCUAAAGGUGUACAUUCACCUAUUGACCUCAUCACAUCAAAAUGUACAGGCUACCAAUGUGAUUCUCCGGUGAAGUCCAUAGUCGUCUUUGAAAUUUGGUUUCAGACCAAGAGUGCUAAACAUGUACAGUGUACAUAUACUUUUGAAACACAUGACCGGUGUUCCACAAAGGUGUGCUUUGUUUUUAUCUAGUGUAUACACUUACACAUUACCUCGUAACUAUAAAUGAAACUGUAAGAGUGGCCAAGGGCAUGCAGGUGUGUUACAUGAAUCAUAAAGACAACAUAUACAGGAUGACUGGGGAGUCGAGUUGGUACAAAACAUUCAUCUGUACAGGGAAACUACAACAGGCUCUGCACACACCUACAA
Cherax quadricarinatus is the source of this 7617-nucleotide messenger RNA. RefSeq lists its product as uncharacterized. NCBI's taxonomy places the organism in Eukaryota, Metazoa, Arthropoda, Malacostraca, Decapoda, Parastacidae. The record is from RefSeq and is a predicted model, not a curated record.